Messenger RNA from Suillus discolor, 622 nucleotides. RefSeq lists its product as uncharacterized. The record is from RefSeq and is a predicted model, not a curated record. The transcript has a single exon. NCBI's taxonomy places the organism in Eukaryota, Fungi, Basidiomycota, Agaricomycetes, Boletales, Suillaceae. The coding region runs from base 228 to 602 and encodes 124 amino acids.
UCUUCAGCAGAGGCCGAGCAACUCUUUCAUGCACUGUCCCACUGGAAAGCGCGUCGGACUCUAGAAGAUAUCUCCAUUUUUUUCAUGAUGACGAAUUCGUGGGACCCCAAUACGACGAGUUUUUGACACCAAUUCCGCAUCUCCUUUGCCUUACACAGCUCCGAACCCUGAAGCUCGUAUUUCGUCAUUUCUGCCUCUACCUAGACAAUGACAUACUCUUGCAAGCUAUGUCUAGUUGGCCGCACAUCCGCACUCUGGAAAUCGAAGACUCUCGUACUUUUUCCGAAGUCACCCUCCAUGGAUUAUUCACAGCGCUUGGUCUAUGUCCACAAUUGCAUACACUACGAGUUCCAGUCAAUCUUGCAACUAUCGACAUCGAUCCUGAUGCUGAGCCAAUACAACAUACCUCCCUACGAUCAUUGGAUUUGGAGACAUCCAAGUUUCAAAUAGCAGAAGCUGAAACUUUCGCUCACAUCAUUUCCGCCUGGCUCCCUUGUGUCGACCAAGUUCAAAGCAUAUAUGAUUUGAGUUGGGUUGAAGUCAACAGGUAUCUUAGAUCUUCGAGAGCGGCUACCGCGCCGUAUGUCUUGCGAGCCUCCUAGAAUAUUUGAGAUUGGAAUAC